UGUGUUGUUAAUGGUGUACCAGGAAGUCAAUCAUUCAACUUAAAGUCCGAUUGUUUUGAAGUGUCCAACGUCAUUUUAUAACAAAUGAUGUAACAUGGUGUGCAAAGUUCAAUGCAGGACAUGGUCAAGGGAGUAUUUAUUGAGCGUGUUGUAUUGUGAAUCACAUAUGUUGUAACAAUAUUCCUACACACUGCACAUUUGACCUGUAUGUUGAAGUGAUCUAGUGCAAAGAUGGAUUUUGUGACCGGACCUCUAUUAUUUUUAAGUGUAUUGAUUGGACACACGUGGGACAGCAUCCCCGUAACACAUGACCCCGUGAAGAUCACGUUUUCCCCUGGAGAUGGGGGGUUAAUGAUGAAGGUCUCUGGGCCCUUCUUUAAUGAUCCGGAGGCUCCUAACGGACCUCCUGGCCUGCCGUUCCCCGCACUCUGGGACUAUGAAGUGGUGGAGGCCUUUUUUUUGGACAGCACUACUGAAAAUUACCUUGAGGUAGAACUCUGUCCACAUGGACAGCACCUGGUGUUGUUGCUGUCUGGGAGAGGACAAGCAUUCCAGCAACAACUGCCGCUGUCGUUCAAUGCCACCGUCUCAGGGGGCAGCUGGGAGGGGGAGGCCCUCCUGCCCUGGGCCUUCUUCCCCCCCAACGUCAACAAGAUGAAUUCCUACGCCAUCCACGGCUCCGGAGCCGGCCGCACCUACGAGGCCCUCCACCCGGUCCCCCGUGAAGACCUUGUGGAAGGACAGAAGCCCAACUUCCACCUCCUGGAAUAUUUCCAAGACUUUUCCCUGCAAAGCAUCAUGGGAGAAGGCUGGGUCCAGCCAGAGUCUGAUCUCUGGAAAGGAAAGUGCUGAUUGUAGCGAAACACACUUGCUUGUUUUUCUUCCUUACAUGCGCACAGAAACAGACACACACAAGGACACACACGCACACACACACACACACACCACAACAGAGUGGCAGGCCAAUAGCAAGACCAAAGUCAUUGACGGGGAACAAAGAGCAAUCGAUCUUUAUUAGUUAAUGAUGUCAAAUGGGCUGACAUGAAAUAUGUUAUCAGCUUGUCACAGAGUGUUAGAUGGCAUGCACUGGGCCACACACAAUCACACACACACACACAUGCACUUGACCACACACACACACACACACACACACACACACACACAUGGACUAGGCCACACACACAUAAACACACAUGCACUAGACCACACACACACACAAAGAAACAGACACAUACACAGACACACACAAACACACACACUUGCCCGCACAGACACGCGUACACACAAAUGCCGGCACAUCCACAAACUCACUCACCCUGUCACAAUAUCUUCGACAUAACCUUAAAUUGCCUCGUCGGAUUGUGACCUCAUGCGGCCGAUAGGGAGGGGGGAGGAGGGGGGAGGAAGGCCGACUGUGGCAUUCAGCUCUCGUCUGUGCGCGGGCACUGCGUCUCGGGGGGGAAAUGAACAACGGCCUCUAAUGGUGACUCUCUCUUACCUUGAUCUAUCGCACCAAACAGCAUUGUAUUACAAUCACUCCACUAGCCUCACUGUUGAUCAAACCGCUCACGCUAAUCAAUAUUCAGUGCAAACGUCUUUGUAAUCCUACUCUCUCUCAAUAAAGAUCUGAGUACUUUGUGUGGUUUUAUUACCUGGCGAGUCUGUUUUUUUUUUCUUUCUCUUUUUUCCUUGAUGUACAACUCAGGAACGAACGGAGGCCCCUUUGAUCUGCGUGACACACGAGGGAACACAAGAAACCUUGGAGAUACUUCUAUUUUAUUUUAUUUUCUCCUCUCCUACCCCUUGCCUACCCUCUUCCACCUGGAGGCCCCGCGGAGAGCCCGCGUGUUUAUCCCGGGCUCUUCUCGGAUCAGUGGCUGGACAACCCCCACCCCCAUCCCCCUCGUCCUCCCCCCCCCUCUUGGGGGGGGGGGAGGACGAGGGAGAUGGGGUUGGGGGUAAGGGGGCGAUUGAUUUUCAUGUUUGGUGCGUUGCCGCUCUCUGUGGCAGCCCCUAAGCCCCCGUAUUGAGUCCUAUCAGUUUUAAUUGGCACCCGCGUCUUUGAAAUGCGCGCAGUGAUUAGACCCAGAGAUCCCACCGCUUAAGCCCUCUCCUAAUCAUCGCCUGCAGUACUUUGCCACCGCGUUCUGCGCCGCUCCGAGCACGUGCACAUGCGUUGCACGGGCGCGCACUCACAUAGGCGCACACGCACACACACACACACACGCACAAAUAACACGAAGAUGCUGCAGUUACAUUUUCAAUAAUACAAAAGUGUGUCAAUAGGUACGAAAUACGGGCUGAUGGUCAGAAACACAUGUGCUCUAUAUGUGUGUUUACAUUUAUUUCAAGGAUCCCUCAUCAGCCCCUACCUUAUGAAUACUAAACACGGUGAAACCAUAAGAGAGAUGUGCGCUCCACACCAAAACCCAAAGCAUCUACUCCCUUUUAAUUGGUGCGAGGAGAUGAGCGAGAGAGAGAGAGAGAGAGA
Molecule: messenger RNA, 2491 nt
Organism: Gadus chalcogrammus (walleye pollock)
Lineage: Eukaryota; Metazoa; Chordata; Actinopteri; Gadiformes; Gadidae
Gene: c3h4orf33
Product: chromosome 3 C4orf33 homolog
Exons: 5
Coding region: 232-852 (206 amino acids)
Source: RefSeq, a predicted model, not a curated record